Molecule: messenger RNA, 798 nt
Organism: Quercus robur (English oak)
Lineage: Eukaryota; Viridiplantae; Streptophyta; Magnoliopsida; Fagales; Fagaceae
Product: probable methyltransferase At1g27930
Exons: 2
Coding region: 1-789 (262 amino acids)
Biological process (GO): xylan biosynthetic process
Source: RefSeq, a predicted model, not a curated record
AUGACAAAAGAGAGAGAUAAAGAGAGUUCUUGGAGUCGGAGUCUUAGGAGAGUAAUAAAAGAAAAGAAGUUGAACAUCAACGCGAUCGUGCCUUCAACUUCUGGAACCCACGGUGGCCAAUCACCCAAUUUAGGCGAACCGCCACCACCUCCGCCUCCAGGUGGGCCGCCACGUGGAGGACCUAGAGCUGGACCCACUCACACUGCUCAAAAGCAACGGGUAAGAAAGAGCUUCACCCAGCCAACACGGUGCACCUCGCUGAACCCGCGUGGCAAAACGGUGUUCCUCGAGGAAGAUCCGAAGUGGUUCCAGACGGUCCUCAAGGACUCGCCGUACCUGAAGGCCUACACGGUCAAGUACCGAACCCAGCUCUCCCAGGCCGACCAUCUCCUCUCCUCGUACCGCUCCGAACGCCUCUGCUCAUCGUCCGAUGCGUACCUACGUGGCAACACACGGUGUCGUUUGGCGCUCGAGAAUCUUCCCGACGAGGUGUACGAGACGGAGUGGGAUUUGAUAAUGAUCGACGCGCCGAGAGGGUACUUCGUUGAAGCGCCAGGUAGGAUGGGUGCGAUUUUCUCGACGACGGUCAUGGCGAGGAACAGGAAGGGAUCCGGUGUGACGCACGUGUUCCUGCACGAUGUUGAUCGGAGAGUAGAGAAGGCUUUUGCUGAAGAGUUUCUUUGUAGGAAGUACUUGGUUAAGGCUGUCGGGAGGCUCUGGCAUUUUGAGAUUCCGUCUGCGGCUAAUAACGCUAGUGUUGCUGGGAGUAACUCAGUUACUUUUUGCUAAGUUUAAUUU